AUGCCGAGCAGGUCGCUCGAGGUGACCGCUCUUCUGGUUUUCCUGACGGCUGUGCACACGACGGGUAACCUGGUGCCGAGGAUAAGCUUCAAGCUUUGCAGCCGUUUUGGAUUGCAGGUUCGUACGCUGUUCGUGGGCGUGGCUUGCGUGACGUUCGUGCUAGCGCUGUUCGUACACGAGGGCGUGGUGGCCCUGCUCUUCGUGAUGGCUCUCGAGAAGAUGCUCAGCUGUGUGCACGAGAGCGAGCUCGACAGGACGAUCAUGGAGCACUACAAGGAGCCUGACAACCUCGACUGGCUCCCGCUACCGCUCCUGAUAAGUGGCAACGCCACGCCGGCCGUGGAGGGCGCGCACACGGACAAGCUUUUCGAUCAGCUGGCCAAGGCCGUCGUGAACCUCAACGAAGAAGCCGAGGCACAUCGUCAUCAGCGAGGAAGCAUCGUGGAAGAGGACAAGGAGCUGUGGGAAAUCGAGGCAACUACAGCUAUUCGCCACAAGGAUACGUCGCCUUCAAGAAGAUCCACUCGAAGUCGCGGCUCAAGAGGCAGCAUCGGCGGCAAACUCGCAAGCGUCACAACCACGAUUGGCGCUGUACUUCGGCGGGCUUCGAUAGCCGGACGACCGACUGCGGCCUCCAGCGGCUCCCCGAGGCAGACACGUACGAAUCGCUUGACGGCGUCGGAAUCUGCUUCUCCCAGGCACCAAGGCAAGGGCGCUACGAGUCCCCGGCAUGGUCCUGGGGUCAUGAGCAGCCCAAGGCCGAUAAAGUAUCCGCAGCGGCACAUUUCCAUGGCGGAAAGACAUGCGUCUCCCUCUCUCAAGAUAUGUGUCACGGCGCCUGAUUUGCCGGUUCCAGACCUGGCUGGUCAGCGCUCCACAGUGGACGGUGAACAGAAGAGGCCCAACGCGAGCCUUCCCAAAUUAACCAAGACCACCGGGUUAGGCAGCCCCGAUACAUUCAAGGUGGCGCCGAAAGACCCAGGUGUGACAAGUCCCAAGAAGCAUGUUGGCAAGCGGUCAUCCAAGUUUACGAGCAACUCUUCCUCGAAGGCCAAGCUCCUGGCUGAAAACAACGAUGCUGCGAUGAACAAGAGCUCUUGCACAUCACCGGGACAAGCCAAGGACGCCGCAGACGUGGUCGGCGCCGAAAGUGGAAACGUAGCAGUUGUGGGUCCACCGAAGGUUCAAUCGCCCGUCGCCAAAAGAAAAGAGAGACGCACCCGAAUCGACACAGCAGAAAUAGCAGUCGUCAAAAUAAAUCCGGAAGAUCUGUCUCCCGAAAGCGCCCACGCACAGCAGGACGUUGCCUCCGGAUCUGGCCCGUUAUCGAGUCCAUCGUCUUCGACCAGUCCUGGCGACGGCCAACCAGCUGUGGACAUACGGCGACCGUCGAUCCUCAAGGUACCGGGCACCCAUUCCAAGUCUAGGGUCGCGGCUAUGCUCUCCGCCGGAGCUUCCCACCUUCCGGAUGAUGACUUGAUGAGACGCCCUUCGACAGUCGACUUCGGGACCCUCGAGUGCCGCAUGCUUCCAGCCUCGCCGGAACACUCUGACGUGAAUUCGGAAUCACCGGAGCCGCCGUCGGCUACCAAACCUGGAGCGCCGGUCGGCAAGGCCCCGCCGACCCCGACGGGAAUCGAGCAGCCCUCGAUGCCGACGAGCGUUGCAGACUCUCGCAGCAUAAAGGUAGCGUCGCCGACUAAAGGACGGGGAUUCGGCAUCGGACGCCCUGUACCCGUUUCUUGCACAAAUUCACGGUCGUCGCCAGGGCUUGCACGACCGCUAACAUCCGCCUCUGCUGGCGACAAGGGCAGUAACACUGACGUCGUCAACAUACAGCCAGCAGAAGACAAGGAUACCAUCCGACGUAAAAACGCCAGAAACUCCAUGCGGGCGGCCUUCGUGCUGUGCUCUUCGCUGGUCACAGUGACCGCAAGCCUGUGCAGCGCAUUCACCAUCCCCUCCAAGGAAGCGCUCUUCGCGCACCGCAUCGUGAAACCCGGACCCCGUGGAUUUCUGAUGUGGUUUGUCCUGAGCACGCCUACGGCACUUCUGUCCACCGUCUGCAGCUGUCUGCUGCUCUACUUACAGCACUUACGCAGCAGCGAUGUCAUGCAGAGCGCGGAGGAUCACCGGAGCAUUUGCACUGCGGCGGCCAAGAAGUUGAGGAAGCUAGGACCCGUAAGCGGAAUUGAUUUCCUUCUGGUCUGCGGGCUCGUCGCUUACGCCCUGCUCAUGCUCAUGGCGCCGGUAUUCCACUACAGCGUAAAGGACAACCUGGUGGUAUUCGGAGGCAGUUUUCUGAUGAUGACCAGCGCGAUGCCUUGGUCGGCGAGCGAUUACUGGAGCCCGCAGAACCGCAUUGUCUGUUGGAGUGGAGUGGCACGUGACUUACCCUGGCCCGUGGUCAUCGUCCAGAGCGCCGUCCAGCUCAUCGCGCGCAUCGUCGAGCGCAACAACCUGUUGGAGACCGGCUUCGCGACGGUCGGCACGGAGUUCUGGGCCUCCAACUCCCGGCUGACCAACCAGGUGCUGUUCGGCGCCGUGGGCAGCGUAUUGGCCGAGAUGGACGACAACCAGUCUCUCGGCCCCAUCCUCAUGCCCAUCGUCCUGGACAUUGCCAGAGAAACCAGGGUGUCUCCUGUGCUGUACGCGGUCCCCGUCGCCAUGAGCGCGUCGUCCAACAUGAUCCUGCCCAUUCGGCUGUCGCUCAUCGUGGCGCACGAAGUCAUCGACGUGCCCAUGGCCCAACUGGCGCUCAUUGGCGUCGUGGUCAAGACUAUCAUUGUGGUCACGUCCAUCCUUUCUGUUAAUACGUUCGGUGGCUACCUAAUUUCCUUGGAGCCGUUGGACAGCAACGCAACCAUCUACAGCAACGACACCUAUCUUGCCUUUGGUGCAUGAUUACCAACUCCUCUCGCCAGAGGCCAGAUUAGUUCAUCCCGCCAUUUCGUUUUUAUUGUGCAGCAGGCUUCAGAGAAGAACUUCACUGCUGAAAUCUUAAAACUGAUGCGUCAAGCAGUAUCGGCUACAUAUGCCAUCAAAGGAGUGAUAUAUAUGCUUGCAUUUCUUUAUUGUUUUCUGGGGUUAACAGGGCCGUGCUAGGAAAACCGAACACGGGUGGACAAUUACGUUACGACAUUACUACGGUUGACGCGGUGAUGUACGGAUAUGUUAAAUUUGUCUUUAUUUACCCUCAAGCGUUCAAGUUAUAAUGGAGGGGACGUUGCGAACUGGAAUGUCACGUCAAGUAGAUGUGAUGUCCUGCAGUGAGUGGAUGACGUCGUGGGACUGAGUGCAUUAUUUUGCAACAUAGCAUGCUGCCGCAUACUCCUGUUCGCUGCACAUGGCAAGUUCGAAUGCGCGGUUUUAUGCUCUUUCGUAUCUGGUGAUGAUCAUGUGCUAUGUCUUUAAGUACUGAAGAAAAUUCUUUCACUAAAUAAAAUGACUAUGGGUCU
Dermacentor andersoni is the source of this 3458-nucleotide messenger RNA. RefSeq lists its product as uncharacterized. Gene Ontology annotation, cellular component: plasma membrane. The record is from RefSeq and is a predicted model, not a curated record. Gene Ontology annotation, molecular function: transmembrane transporter activity. NCBI's taxonomy places the organism in Eukaryota, Metazoa, Arthropoda, Arachnida, Ixodida, Ixodidae. Gene Ontology annotation, biological process: transmembrane transport.